AUGAAUACCAUCACGUCAUCCCCAUCGUCCUCCAAGUCCAAAAAGAAGCAAACGACAACACCACAAGAGCAGCAACAACACGAAACGGCAUGGGGUGGGAGGUACCUCGGAGUAAGGAGAAGGCCGUGGGGAAGAUAUGCUGCGGAAAUUCGUGACCCUUCCACCAAGGAGAGGCAUUGGUUGGGUACCUUCGACACCGCCGAAGAGGCCGCCCUGGCAUACGACAGGGCUGCCCGCUCCAUGCGCGGGUCGCGUGCCCGAACCAACUUUGUCUACCCGGAUACCCCGCCGGGUUCCUCCGUCACCUCCAUACUCUCUCCAGAUGAACAAACUCAAACCCAAAUCCACCAUGCUCAAGAAUUCUCCUCUCUGUUCGACCAAAAUCCAUUUACCCAACAACCCGACCCGAAUCCGCAAUUCUCCUUGGGCGGGUACCCGGUGAUGACUAAUACAACUACCUUUUCUACUACAGAUAGCUACAGUUUUGGUUACACUGAGCAAAGUGAAGGAGGAACCAAUGUGGAGGGUUCACAUUUUAAACUGUUUGAUGAUGGUGAAACGCAGCUUCCACCGUUGCCACCGGAUAUUACAAGCUCUAUGGGCUAUGACAUGGGUCAUGGGUUUUACGGAGACAGCACCGGGUAUUCGGAUCCAUGUUCCAAUCUGAGUGAAAAUGGGUCGGGUUACCCGUAUUUGGGGUUUGAGUCCGGUGAUUAUGUGCAUAGUCCACUUUUUAGUGCAAUGCCAGCAGUGUCAGAUAAUGUGGCAACGGGUCAUGAUGGUUUUGACUUGGGAAGCACUUCUUAUUUCUUCUGA
Molecule: messenger RNA, 816 nt
Organism: Abrus precatorius (Indian licorice)
Lineage: Eukaryota; Viridiplantae; Streptophyta; Magnoliopsida; Fabales; Fabaceae
Product: ethylene-responsive transcription factor LEP
Exons: 1
Coding region: 1-816 (271 amino acids)
Biological process (GO): regulation of DNA-templated transcription
Molecular function (GO): DNA-binding transcription factor activity; DNA binding
Source: RefSeq, a predicted model, not a curated record